CAUAAAACUUUUUUUUGCUGAGUAAAAAAAUAUUCUCAGAAUGAAUUAUUUUACUCAGCUAAGAAUGAGAACUUUUUUAUCCGCCAUAAAAAAAUAUUCUCAACGUUGAGAAUAUUCUCAGCUGAGAAUAUUUUUUCUCAGCUGAGAAUUUUUUUCUCCACGAUGUAAGCGGUAGACGGAACUCUUUCGUGCUUGAAACCGAAAAAAGAGUGCUAAAGUCCGCGAAAAUGCAGGUGAGUUUUGAUGGUAGAGUCGUCUGUCAAGAAGAUUUACAGUUCGUAAAAGAACAGCUGAAGAAGUAAAGAAAAAGUACUACAACCUAAAACAGAGAAGUAGAGAAAAAUAUGACCUACAAAAGAGACCAAAAACAGGAGGAGGUCCUGCUGCCAAAACCACUCAGGCAGAGGAACUCCUCAUCAGUCAUAUGAUUGAAGAGAAGCGUACACAGCUGACUGGUUUUCCAGACGGUGUAGACACUGACACAAUUGCAUCACAACCUGAAUGUUCUGGAUCUUGGAUUUCAAGACAGAAGGAGGCUCUUGAUGCCUACAAAGAACUAUCAGAAAGAAAUUUGGUGACAACAGCCAAGAAAAUGGCAGUAAAAAUAGAAAAAUUUUUAGACACUCAUACAGUUGUAACACCAGUCCCAAGAGCCAAUGAUAUUCACAUUAUGGAUACCUUAAAGGGAAUUUCUCAGAGUGAGGUGGAGCAAGAUGAAUCACAAAGUGAUUUAUUGGUGAAUUACCUAUGUCACACAUACAGUUGCCUGAGAAAUUUAAAAACACCUGAUUUACCUUCGUUGAUCAAUGAUUUGGUGAUAUUUAUAAAAGAAAACACAUAUAAAGUUGCAGCAGCAGUUAUACCGCUCAUUACAAUAGUCACUAUCAUUAUAAUCAGUAAAACACUCAUUGGAUUUGAAGAGGCUGGUAUUGACAAUUGGACCAUUGUCAGGAAUAUAGCAUACGAUAAUAAUAUUGUCAUAGCAAGUCCUACGCGUUCACCAGAUUCUACCGGAAGUAGAAAUACGAGAGGAUUCAAUAAAAAGAAUAUAUUUGUUGGUAUAGCUACCAUUACAAUGUAG
This is a messenger RNA of Mytilus trossulus (common blue mussel), 1081 nucleotides long. RefSeq lists its product as uncharacterized. The record is from RefSeq and is a predicted model, not a curated record. The transcript has 6 exons. NCBI's taxonomy places the organism in Eukaryota, Metazoa, Mollusca, Bivalvia, Mytilida, Mytilidae. Bases 425 to 1081 code for a protein of 218 amino acids.